Messenger RNA from Plasmodium gallinaceum, 1263 nucleotides. Its product is annotated as conserved Plasmodium protein, unknown function. Gene Ontology annotation, biological process: positive regulation of DNA-templated transcription. The record is from RefSeq and is a predicted model, not a curated record. NCBI's taxonomy places the organism in Eukaryota, Apicomplexa, Aconoidasida, Haemosporida, Plasmodiidae. The transcript has 3 exons. Gene Ontology annotation, molecular function: chromatin DNA binding; transcription coactivator activity. The coding region runs from base 1 to 1263 and encodes 420 amino acids. Gene Ontology annotation, cellular component: nucleus.
AUGGCUUUAAAUCCAACUUUAAUUCAAGGAAAUGAAUAUUUAUUUCCUGCUAAUAAAGGAUCAGAAUUUACUUAUUUAAGAAGAAAUGAUGUUAAAUUAAAGUUAUAUUUACCAGAUAGGACAAUAAAAGAAGAUGGUAUGAUAUUUUUAACAAGUACACGCUUAGUUUUUGUUAAAAGCGAACAAAGUAAAACUAAUUCUAAUUUUGCAGGAGUAGAGUUACCAUUAAACUUAAUUGAAAAACCUAAAUUUGAACAGCCAGUUUUUGGUUUGAAUUACCUUUCAGGAAUGAUCAAACCAUUAAUUGAUCAUCCAAAUAGUUUAAAAAGCACUUGUAAAUGGAAUAUUACUUUUUUAAAUGGACAGUGUAGUAAUUUUCUUAAUUAUUUUUUUAAAGUAUAUGAAGCAUCAAAAAAAAACAAACCAUUAGGUACUUUAAGUGAAUUUAAUGAACAAUUUUUUUCAAAUAGUAAUGCUUAUGUUGAUCCAAAUGAUCCAACCUUUCUUUAUAUAAAUGAACCACUCCCAGAAAAUCUUUAUAAACCUCAAAACAUAUCACAGAAUCAUUAUAUACCUAUUAACACUGCUAAUAAUAAUCCAGUGGUACAACAAUUAAAUAACCAAAAUGAAGAUAUUCCAGUAUAUAAAAGACCCUAUAUACCACGAAAUAAUAAUGUAAAUAAUUUCAUUCCAUAUAAUCAACAACAUUAUAUAGCCAAUUGUGAUCCUACAAAUAAUGGGUCUAUGUAUAAUCAACAAUCUUAUUUAUCAAAUAAUUAUGAUCACCAAAAUAAUAUGCAUAAUUUUAAUCAACAAAAUACAAAUAUACCAAAUUAUGACCACCACAAUAAUAAUUUAUCUCAUUACAAUCAACAGGAAAAUAGAAUGAUGUAUAAUCAUAAGGAUAAUAUGCCUCUUUAUAAUCAACAAAAUAGUUUAAUGAAUUAUGAUCAUAUGAAUAAUAGAAAUAUACAUAAUCAACAUAAUAAUAUACACAAUUCUGAAUACAAUCUACAAAAUAACAGAACUCAUUGCAAUCAAAGAAUAAAUCAACUUCAUAAUCAACCAAAUAAUCAACAAUUUAAUCCUGCUUAUAAUCAACAUUUUAAUAGUUCUUAUAAUCAACCUUGUAACAUACCACCUUAUAAUCAACAAUAUAAUCAACAAUUAAAUGGACAACUAAAUCAACAAAAUGAUGCUUCAUAUAAUGCACCUUAUAAUCAGCCUUAUAAUCAACAACAGAAUCAGUCAUAUAACAAUUAA